This is a messenger RNA of Asterias rubens (European starfish), 1465 nucleotides long. RefSeq names its product 5'-AMP-activated protein kinase subunit gamma-2-like. Bases 124 to 1152 code for a protein of 342 amino acids. The record is from RefSeq and is a predicted model, not a curated record. The transcript is spliced from 13 exons. Lineage: Eukaryota; Metazoa; Echinodermata; Asteroidea; Forcipulatida; Asteriidae.
GGAAACUCACCUCAGGCGCUUGGCCUAGAAAGACUGAAACUGAAGGAUUAUCAAAAAGAGCCAGAAAGACGAACACCUCGAAAGAAUCUGCAAAGACAAUUUUCAGAAGGGGAGAAUUUUACAAUGGGAUUCCAUCCGUUACAGGCCAUUGCUGAUAAUGAUAUAGGAAGUAUGGAAGUAGAUUUCUCAGAAGCUGAAGAAAUGACCUUUGUUCGAUUCAUGAAGAAUCACAAAUGUUAUGAAAUUAUUCCCACUAGUGCCAAACUGGUGGUCUUUGAUGUUCAACUUCGGGUCAAGAAAGCUUUCUUUGCAUUAGUGUACAACGGAGUAAGAGCUGCUCCUCUUUGGGAUAGUGAAAAACAGGAUUUUGUGGGUAUGCUGACAAUAACUGACUUCAUCUGCAUCCUUCAAAAUUACUACAAGUCACCACUGGUCAAAAUGGAUGAGUUGGAAGAACAUAAAAUAGCAACCUGGAGAGAUGUCCUAAGUAAAAAAGCCAGACCUCUUGUGUGGAUUGACCCAGACGCAAGUUUAUUUGAAGCUGUAAGGAUGUUAAUUCAGUCAAAGAUUCAUCGAUUACCCAUUGUGGAUCCAAUAACUGGUAAUGUUAUCUACAUUCUAACUCACAAGAGGAUACUCAAGUUUCUUGGAUUAUUGAAAAAUGAGUUGAGUAGCCCAACCUUCUUGAAGAGGAGUCUGCAGGAUCUUGGGAUUGGUACCUAUACCAAUAUUGCCACUGCUAAACGAGACACACCACUUAUCAAGGCUCUUCAGAUCUUUGUAGAGCGUAGAGUAUCAGCCUUGCCUGUCAUUGAUGAUAACAACAAAAUCAUUGACAUAUAUGCCAAAUUUGAUGUGAUCAAUUUGGCUGCUGAGAAGACAUACAACAAUUUGGAUAUUACCAUCCAGCAAGCAUUGCAGUUUAGACAAACCUACUUUGAAGGAGUCCAUACAUGUCAAGCCACUGAGAAAUUAGAAACUAUCAUGGAGAAAAUUAUCAGAGCAGAGGUUCAUCGCCUUGUAGUUGUUGAUAGCGAGAAUCACGUUGUUGGAGUUGUAUCUUUGUCUGAUCUGCUAACUUUCCUUGUGCUUAGACCAGCAGGAGUUACAAGUCGAAAAUCCAGCAUUAAUUCACCAGACAGUGAGAAGUAAACUGGAGCAAGUAUGAUGCCAAGCCACAUGUUGAAUCCAAGAGAUAACUUGCACCUUGAUGUACAACCAUUUAAUGGUAAUUGGUGUAUGUAAUUUGAAUAUGAAGUGGAAGCUACUUGUAAAAUAGUGUCAGCCUUAAGUAGAUGUAGAUUGAUGAUCCAUGUAUUCUAUAGAUUAAUAAAGGUACUUAUAAUCUAGAAAUGCUGUGGUUGUAAUUAUAGGUCUGCUCUCCCUUAUAGACAAAAUAAUAAAUCAGCUACAUGUCACACAUUUUAUUGAUGUUAAAGGUACAAUCCAGAAUUGGUAAGAAGAA